Molecule: messenger RNA, 1709 nt
Organism: Osmerus eperlanus (European smelt)
Lineage: Eukaryota; Metazoa; Chordata; Actinopteri; Osmeriformes; Osmeridae
Product: transmembrane protease serine 9-like
Exons: 12
Coding region: 122-1672 (516 amino acids)
Biological process (GO): proteolysis
Molecular function (GO): serine-type endopeptidase activity
Source: RefSeq, a predicted model, not a curated record
UUUGUUGAUUGGCCAGUGCUUGACCAAUCAAAAUGCUCAAUGAAACUGGGCAGCUGCCCCGUUUGCAGAUAUAAACCAGGAGAAGCUUCGGAUUUCCCAUCAACCGCAUCACACAGCAACCAUGAGGUCUCUGGUCUUCGUUCUGCUCAUUGGAGCUGCUUUUGCCACGGAGGAGGACAAGAUAGUCGGAGGGUAUGAGUGCACGCCCCACUCCCAGCCCCAUGCGGUGUCUCUGAACUCUGGGUACCACUUCUGCGGUGGAUCCCUGGUCAGCGCGAACUGGGUUGUGUCUGCUGCUCACUGUUACAAGUCUCGUGUGGAGGUUCGUCUUGGGGAGCACCACAUCAGAGUGAACGAGGGUAACGAGCAGUUCAUCAGCUCUGCCCAAGUCAUCCGUCACCCCAACUACAGCUCCUACAACAUCAACAACGACAUCAUGCUGAUCAAGCUGAGCAAGCCCGCCACCCUCAACGCCUUUGUGCAGCCCGUGGCUCUGCCCUCCAGCUGUGCCCCCGCUGGCACCAUGUGCAAAGUCUCUGGCUGGGGCAACACCAUGAGCUCCUCUGCUGAUGGUGACAAGCUGCAGUGCCUGAACAUCCCCAUCCUUUCCUUCGAGGAUUGUGACAACUCCUACCCUGGCAUGAUCACCGAUGCCAUGUUCUGUGCUGGCUACCUGGAGGGAGGCAAGGACUCUUGUCAGGGUGACUCCGGUGGCCCCGUGGUCUGCAACGGGGAGCUGCAGGGUGUCGUGUCCUGGGGCUACGGCUGUGCCGAGAGGGAUCACCCCGGUGUUUACGCCAAGGUGUGCCUCUUCAACGAGUGGCUCACCAGCACCAUGGCCAGUCCAAUGAGGUUGUCCCGGAGCUGUGACAGCGUGUCUGUCCGUGUAUAUAAAGCAGGUGGGCAGGUCUGGACCUCUCAUCAACCGCAUCACACAGCAACCAUGAGGUCUCUGGUCUUCGUUCUGCUCUUCGGAGCUGCUUUUGCCACGGAGGAGGACAAGAUCGUCGGAGGGUAUGAGUGCAAGCCCUACUCCCAGCCCCAUCAGGUGUCUCUGAACUCUGGGUACCACUUCUGCGGUGGCUCCCUGGUCAACGAGAACUGGGUUGUGUCUGCUGCUCACUGUUACAAGUCUCGUGUGGAGGUUCGUCUUGGGGAGCACCACAUCAGAGUGAACGAGGGUAACGAGCAGUUCAUCAGCUCUGCCCAAGUCAUCCGUCACCCCAACUACAGCUCCUACAACAUCAACAACGACAUCAUGCUGAUCAAGCUGAGCAAGCCCGCCACCCUCAACGCCUUUGUGCAGCCCGUGGCUCUGCCCUCCAGCUGUGCCCCCGCUGGCACCAUGUGCAAAGUCUCUGGCUGGGGCAACACCAUGAGCUCCUCUGCUAAUGGCGACAAGCUGCAGUGUCUGGACAUCCCCAUCCUUUCCUUUGAGGAUUGUGACAAUUCCUACCCUGGCCAGAUCACCAACGCCAUGUUCUGUGCUGGAUACCUGGAGGGAGGCAAGGACUCUUGCCAGGGUGACUCCGGUGGCCCCGUGGUCUGCAACGGUGAGCUCCAGGGUGUCGUGUCCUGGGGCUACGGCUGUGCCGUGAGGGAUAACCCCGGUGUUUACGCCAAGGUGUGCAUCUUCAACGACUGGCUCACCAGCACAAUGGCCAGCAACUAAGUCUGAUCCCAGCAACAGACCUCCAGCACAGUUACAC